Molecule: messenger RNA, 2637 nt
Organism: Branchiostoma belcheri (Belcher's lancelet)
Lineage: Eukaryota; Metazoa; Chordata; Leptocardii; Amphioxiformes; Branchiostomatidae
Product: transmembrane channel-like protein 7
Exons: 19
Coding region: 241-2637 (798 amino acids)
Cellular component (GO): plasma membrane
Molecular function (GO): mechanosensitive monoatomic ion channel activity
Source: RefSeq, a predicted model, not a curated record
GCAUAUCUUAGGAGAACAAUAGGUACUGAAGGAACGUUACCCCCAGCUUAACUGAAAGGACCCAGACGUCUUCUAUCCCACAUCCUUCGUCCUUGCAAUUGAGGCCUUGAGUGGACAUCCUACAAGAAGGCACUCUCUAAAACACUUCCUUAAAAGGCGUGGAGAAACUCUCCUGGAAAUUAGAGAGUCCACGUUUCCUUAUAAGGCCUGGACAGACAUUCCGGGAAUCGAAUUGAAAAGAUGUCGGACUCGCCGCUUCCCGGACAGGUGGAGGAAAAGGAGAUGCAGGAGAUGGAAAAAGGGGCGACCGACGGACCAAUCAGCGCGCCGUCCCAGUCUGACGUCAUCAGCACCCACAACAUACUCGCUUCAAUGCCCAGUAAGACGAGCCAGUGGUCCAUGUCGAUGCACAGACGGGGGCGGUCGGCCCGACACCGGUCCGCGCGGUCGGCGCGAGGCACGCGACCGGCGCUACUCGACGUUGAGGGACAGGGACAAGAUGACGAGGCUGAUCUUCUUGCUGAGGAGAUCGCUGAGGGGAAGAUGGCCGUCAGGGACCUGGCCAAACCUAUGGAUGCCAAGAGAGAGAUGCUGAGAAGACUCCAAGGAAAACGCUUGAAAGGUUUUGGAUGGAAAGUGUCAGCACAAAGGAGAUGGAAGAAGAGCAAAGAGAACAUGCACGAUUUUUUUGCCAAGCUGGAAGUAUGGAGGAGUCCCAUGCAUUCUAUAGAGGGAAAGUUUGGGACGGGGAUCCUGUCAUAUUUCCAGUUCAUGCGCUGGCUGCUGUUCCUGAACCUGGUCAUCUUCCUGCUGAUGUUCCUCUUCAUCCUCCUUCCGUCUCUCAUCUUCACCAGACAGGAGGCACUGGUGACGUCACAAGCAAACUCUACAAACACAACACAAGCAAACUGUGAGAGUAAAUACGUGCCUUACAACGAAAGCUUGUACCAACCGCCAGAGAAUCACAUCAGCGACUACAUUGUUGAUGCCCUGCAGGGAAAGGGCAUCAUGGAGCACACCCACCUGUUCUACGGUUACUACGAGAACACCAUCCAGCGUAUCCAGGAGACAGACGACUUCACGUUCACGUACAACCUUCCGCUGGCGUACCUGCUUACAUCGCUCUCUUACUUCCUCAUCAGCCUGGUGCUUAUGGUCAGGAAUUCCGCCCAGGGUCUCCAGGAGUCUCUGGUGAGCAGUGAGGACAAGUUCUACACCUACUGCAACAAAGUGUUCGCCGGGUGGGACUUCUGCAUCAACGAUGGGCGAGCGGCGGACCUCAAACACGGGCAGAUCAGAUACGAACUCAAGACUGACCUAGAGGAACAGCGGAUCCUGCAGAAGCAGGCCAAGAGGACGGGCGGAGAGAAGUGCCGCCUCUACAGCGUCCGGUUUAUCGUCAACGUCUUUGUGUUGGCCAUCCUCGGAGCUGGCGGGUUCCUUAUCUACUACGCCAGUACCUUUGCUCUGCAGUGGACGUCCCAGUUUGGCACAGACCCAAACACAGACUCCUUCCUGAAGCUGCUGGUGACCUACACGCCCUCCCUCACCAUCACCGGCCUCAACAUGAUCGUACCCAUCAUCUUCGACAAGCUGGUCGGAUUCGAGGACUACUCGCCGGAGUUUGAAAUACAGAUGACUCUACUCAGAACGGUGUUCCUGCGGUUGGCCUCCGUAGCUACCCUGCUGGGAACCCUGUACACACAGAUCGCCUGUUCAACAUACGCAGACCCUGAGUGCCAGGUCUGCGAUGUGGAAAUCAGGUGUUGGGAGACGUACGUUGGACAGGAGAUGUACAAGCUUGUCAUCAUGGACUUCCUGGUGGGCACAGCCGUCACAUUGUUCGUGGAGUUCCCCAGAAAGUUCAUUGUGUCACGGUUUAAGGACAAGCUAGAGGAUGUGGUGGGGUAUCAGGAGUUCCAGAUCCCGAAGAAUGUGUUGGACAUCGUCUACUCGCAGACGUUGUGCUGGAUUGGAACAUUCUUUGCCCCCAUGCUGCCUGCCAUUUGCGUCAUCAAGACCUUCAUCUUCUUCUACCUGAAAAAGCUCAGCCUCAUGCACAACUGUGUCCCGUCGACUAAGCCUUUCCGGGCGUCUAAGUCUCGCACGUUCUUCAUGGUCAUCCUCCUGGUGUCCUUCCUGCUGUGCAUCAUCCCUGUUGGCAUCGGCAUUGUACAGAUCUACCCCUCCCGAGCCUGUGGACCGUUCCGUUCCCUGAACACGAUGUUUGAGAUCGUGACACAGACUAUUAUGGGAUGGCCGAAGAUUGUGCGCGAUAUCUUCUUCUUCAUAGGGUCAGCGGGCUUCCUGGUCCCAGCUGUGCUCAUUCUGUGUUUGCUGCUGUAUUACUUCCGUGCUCUCUCUGUGGCACACAAAAAGAUGGUUGCUGUGCUAAAGGACCAACUCAUCUUGGAAGGGAAAGACAAGCACUUCCUCCUACAGCGAGUGUACGAGCUCCAGGGAACAACAGACCCCACGCGGGCGAAACAGAAGAAGGCUCAGGCUGACAGAAAAGCUGCCGCCGCCGCAAAAACAACGCCAAAUGGCCACAACAACGAAAGCCCGCCGCCCAGGGUGCCCAGUAGCGCCUGGGACAACAACACAUCACACCCGAACUCUGUCAACGAUGGAUGGUGA